AUGCGACUUAUCAACACUCAUACUUUGGAGGUGAUCAGCAAAAGCGACAAUGACAUUCCGCCCUACGCAAUCCUCUCGCACACAUGGGGCCGGGACAACGAGGAAGCGACGUUGCAGGACAUGCUCGUCUUAUUUGAGGCAGCGAAGAACGAUCCAGCUGUGUUGUCGACUCAUCCCAUCGCGCGCAAACCUGGGUUCAUCAAAAUUCAGCAGACAGCCAAACUAGCCGCAUCUGAAAACCGCGACUUCAUGUGGGUCGACACAUGUUGUAUCGACAAGACUUCUAGCGCCGAACUCUCUGAGGCUAUUAACAGUAUGUUUCGCUGGUACCAACAAGCAGAAGUCUGUUACGCCUUUCUCAGCGACAUUGAGGACUCCGAUUUAGAGGACUCGGCCGAUGACGAUCAAAUUACGCAGAGUCGCUGGUUUACUCGUGGGUGGACUUUGCAAGAAUUAAUUGCACCCCCUGUGGUUCAUUUCUAUUCUAAAAAUUGGCGUUUUCUCGGCCGCAAGCGACCUGCAAGUAGAUCUACUGUGCCUAUUCCUUCGCCCUCUGGAAAAGAGCCGGAUAGUCCGCUUGUUAGCGACCCAGAUUUCCUGUCUAUAAUAGAGAGGGCAACUAGCAUCGAUAAAGACCUGCUCGACGGGUCACUAGACCUCAAUGAAUUUGGAGUCGCAAUGCGGAUGAAAUGGGCAUCUCGACGCCAGACAACCCGGGUUGAAGAUAGGGCCUACAGCUUGAUGGGACUUUUCGGAGUCAAUAUACCUCUUCUUUACGGUGAAGGCACGAACGCCUUCAUACGAUUGCAAGAGGCGAUUCUACUCACUACCGAUGAUCAAUCAAUAUUCGCCUGGAAAUGUCCAACAGGCGAGGGCGGAGACAAGCUCUCUGGUCUGCUGGCAAAUGAUCCUAGGUUCUUUCAAUAUUCUGGACAUGUCAAGCCGUUGCCUUCCAAUACCAUUACUAGCAGUACUCCACUGGGUAUAACUAGUGCAGGCCUGCGGGUGGCUAUAGCUCUAUUCAAGUUGAGCGACGUGGCGCCACGACAAUUUAGCGCUUCAGUUGAUUCUGACAACUUAUUCGCCGGCGUGCUUGAUUGCAGCCCCUAUUUCUGGGUCGACGGCGAUGAGGGAAGCAUAUGCAAGCCAGCCGUGGUAUUGCUAUGGCUCGGAGGAGACCAAUUUGCUCGAUUCAAUGCCAGUACACUCAUUCACGUAAACGCCACAGGUCUACAACACAUUGAUGUGAAUUCUUACAAAGAAGUAUAUGUCAAGCAAAACCCGGCUACAUUAUCGCUUCCUGAAAUUUAUCUCAACGACCAAAAGUUGGUGGCUUCUACUCAUAGAGAAUAUGUGAUAGUCGAUGUCUGGCUACCUCAAGGCCGAUGGGACGAAUCGACCAGGACUGUUAGGUGCAAGACGACCUCGAACUCGGGCAUUAUGUGUAUCUUUCGCUAUUCACUUCGACAUCGAAACUUCCAGGAUAAGCAUUAG
This is a messenger RNA of Pestalotiopsis fici W106-1, 1494 nucleotides long. RefSeq lists its product as uncharacterized. NCBI's taxonomy places the organism in Eukaryota, Fungi, Ascomycota, Sordariomycetes, Amphisphaeriales, Sporocadaceae. The transcript is spliced from 2 exons. The record is from RefSeq and is a predicted model, not a curated record. Bases 1 to 1494 code for a protein of 497 amino acids.